Choloepus didactylus (southern two-toed sloth) is the source of this 2923-nucleotide messenger RNA. RefSeq names its product chromosome 6 C11orf24 homolog (gene C6H11orf24). The transcript has 4 exons. The record is from RefSeq and is a predicted model, not a curated record. NCBI's taxonomy places the organism in Eukaryota, Metazoa, Chordata, Mammalia, Pilosa, Megalonychidae. Gene Ontology annotation, cellular component: Golgi apparatus. Bases 1307 to 2527 code for a protein of 406 amino acids.
GGCCCUGCAGGCCAGGCCCGCCUGCUGGGUGACCAGACAGUGAUCCGGGUCUGCAGGAGGGUCCAGGAGAAAGGAAAGACAGGAAAGCCCAAAGGCUGAGCCUCACAAUAGCGAGGAGGAGCCCAGCUGUGGCCCUUUGCUGUCGGAGGUCCUGCCUUCUGAGAUGCACCGGAAUGGUAGUCUGUGGCCAGGGACGGAGGGGAUGAGGACACGUGGUCCUCUGUGGCCCCCUUCUGCUUCCGUGACAUGGAUGCCUUCCUCUCGGCCUCGUGUUGUGAUACCCACGGCCUACUCCUCCCUUUCCACAUGGUGGAGAGGGCACCUCUAAGCAGAAGGAAGGAGCUGGUGUGUCUGUGUCCCAGGGUGAGGAACCAGGCAGGAAGGAAGAGAUCCACCAAGUACACUGUAUCCAGCACUUGAGGGCCUGCCUCCCUGCCUGAGCUGGAACAACAACUCGGAUGUUCUUUCUAAGUGCUGGAGCAGCGGUCAGCAAAUGGCAGUCCAGGGGCCAAAUCCCGCCUACUGCCUGUUUUUGUAAAUAAAGUUUUAUUGGAACCCAGCCACAGCCAUUCGCUCACAUCUCAUCCGUGGCUGUUUUCAUGCUGCAGUGGCGGAACUGAGAAGCUGUGACAGAGACCAUGUGACCACAAAGCCCCAAAUAUUUAUUACCUGACCUUUUUCAGAAUACGUUUGCUGACCCCUGCUCUGGAGAUUGGUUGUGAAGGGGCAGCAACAGGACCUAAGACUGGGCUGUAUUCAGGGAGCCUGGACCCCCUGUGCCUGCAAGGAGUCCCCCCAAUAUCAUCCCCCCUCUCAGCCUCACCCAGCAGACCCUAAACCCAGGGCCGAGGCACAGGAGCUUUUCAGGCCUGGGGGUGCCAGCAUUUCACACGCGUUCAGGAGAUGUGACCGGCCAAAGCCAGAGUUGAAGAGUGGACUUGCCCAGCGCCCAGCUGCGCGGCUGCAGCUCCUGCGGGGAGCGGGGGUUCCCUGCGCCUGGGACAUCCGGGCUCAGCUCUUCCCGGCCAUGACAUUGGUAAAAACCCUGCAGUUAUAAGAUCCCUCGCUCGGACCCGGAUACUCCCCGCCAUGCUGACUUUGCAGCAAGGCCCAGACACCUGAGCUCCUCCCGCUGAGCGUCCCGUUCCGUCUUCCUCUUCUCAGCCUCUGGGGUUGCCCCUUCCCACCACCCCCCUGCGCUGCCCAAAUGACCCCUCCACCGAGCAGAAGGGAAUCGCUCACCUCCUGAGUUGCUGACCAGCUGCAGGCCUCGGGCCACCCAGCCGUGUUCUAGCGCACCCGCAAGAUGUGGCCAGUCCUGGUGCUCCUGUGCAUUUCCUCCUCGUCCUUAUCUGAAAGCCAAGUGAUACCACCUGACCCAGGACACUCAGUCCCUAACUUGACAUGGGAUAAUUCAGUCCAGAAAAAUGCGUCUGUGGAAACAGCUGGAAUGGUUGGUAACAGAAUGUCUGAAAACAUAACCACGGUGACACUUUCUGCUGUCACAUUAACCAAAGAGACUUUGUUGGCCAACAGCUCUAUUGAAGUCACAGCAGAGACAACACACAGGACAGAGGCAGGGGCUGCAGACACCACAGGGGGCACGGCUGACCACACGGCCUCCACAGCAUCCACACUGGCUGCAUCGUCUGUCCCCACGUCACUGUCAUGGACUGUGACCCCAGCAGCCACUGGGCGCUCAUCUCCCAGCACACCCCAUGUGCAAGUGCCAAGCAAUAGCACGCUGCCAAAGACAGCGAUGGUGGUGACAUCGGCCCCGAGUGAUGCGACGGCAGCUGUCGCCACACCCGGCACAGACAGUCCAGGAGUCACACACGAUUCCUCCCAGCACACGGCCAGCAGCUCCCAGGCAGGGCCUGCCCUCACCACGAGUCCCAGGACACUGAACGUGACGUCUGCACAAGCUUCUACCACGCAGGUGUCAACCAGCCACCCCGUGGUCAGCACGGCUAGCAGGUCCACACCCACCCUCUCGUCCACCACCCCAGAGCCCACCACCCUCCCCUCGGUGGCUUCCAUGUCCACGACAAGCAGCACACAAGCAGGGGAGCCAACCGCCAGCACAGUGCCAGCACCCCAUGUCAGCCCGACCCCUGCACAGGCGGCCACAUCCCCUAUGACACACUCAUGGCCAAACCCUUCACUGCCCACCCGGGCCACCGAGGGGCCAGGUGUGCCCCAGACACCAGAGCAGCUUGGAACCAAAGCCAUCCCGGGGGCUGCCCCCUCCGGACUGACACCCGGGAGCUCGGGGGAACCCAAGAUACCGGCCACAGACUCAUGCCCACCCAGCACCCAGGGCCACUACCUGGUGGUCACCACCGGGCCUCUGCCCCAGUUCUGGGUGAACAGAACUAUUCUCCUGGGGGUGCUCUUACUCGGGGUGACCCUUUUCAUCACAGUCCUGUUUUUAUUUGCCCUGCAAGCCUACGAAAGUUACAAGAAGAAGGACUACACCCAGGUGGACUAUUUGAUUAACGGGAUGUACGCGGACUCCGAGAUGUGAUGGUGUCGGGGUGGCCGGCCGCAGCCGCUGAGUAACAGGGGUGGCUGGGAGGCCAGGCCCCAUCCCCGACCUCUCAUUUGGCCUCUGAGGCCAAACCAAGUGCUUCCAAAUUCUUUUGGUGCAAUUUAGGAAAUAUGCCAGAUGCUUAAACACAUUUAAUUGUUGUCAGAUUAAUUCCAUGGUCACUAAAGAGUUGCUGCUUUUUUCAUAUUUAUUUUUGUAAACGAUCAUGUUGACAGGUGCAGGCAAUAAUUCUGCGGCUGGGGGUGGGGGUGGGGGUCCCCCCCGGUGCAUCAGAUCCUGAGAAGAAUUAAAGCAAUGACAUUUCCCAUCAGCCCGGCUGUCUUCAUUUGUGCAAGCUGUGUCUGCUCCCCGUCGCUCAAGGGGGAGCCAGUU